Molecule: messenger RNA, 926 nt
Organism: Bipolaris sorokiniana ND90Pr
Lineage: Eukaryota; Fungi; Ascomycota; Dothideomycetes; Pleosporales; Pleosporaceae
Exons: 3
Coding region: 342-761 (139 amino acids)
Source: RefSeq, a predicted model, not a curated record
CUGCGUGAAGACGCGACGCCGUCCCUCGUCGUUGCAACUUGUCUUGGCCGAGCAAACUUCGUUGAAUUACUUGCAGCCGUAGACACGCCGAUGCCUGGUUUUUAUUGCGGGAGCUUAUUUUCAUCCCGCGCUGCCAAUGGACGCAAAUGAGAUUGCGUCAUUGCAGUCUCUUGGAGGUUGUCUCCCGACUGGAGGAAUGACUAUAAGGGCUUUCUUGUCGCGUUGCGCUGGACUGUUGUCAUACUCUGAUUUACUCUCUCAGUCGUAACACUGGUUCUGUGCGAUCUCGAUCGUAUACAUUUUGAAUUUAAGAUACCCCCGAAGCAGCAAAGAAAGAAAAGAUGACUAGCACGCAGAUUCAUUCCACUGGACGUGGAGGCGCUGGCAACAUCGGCCAAGACGAUACUGUCUAUACCGACGGAGGCCUCGUUCGCGAAGGCAUCCAAGGCGAAUCUGUCGAAGGCGAAUUCUCAACUGGCCGCGGUGGAGCUGGAAACAUGGGCAGGUCGCCUCGUGUUGGCCCGCAGUCUGACGAAGGUCGCCCAGUCGAUCUGGUACCCGAGAUCAACCAGCGCAACCCACAGGAAGAGUUUCACACUGGACGAGGUGGCGCUGGCAACGUCUACAAGGAGAAGCACGGUGGUCACUCUCAGUCCCCAGACCGCCAGGGCUUCAGCGACAAGCUAAAGCAUGCGCUUCAUCUCGACAAGAAGAAGGAGCAUGAUCACUCUCCUCUGGCGCAAAACGAGACGGCUAAGUAGUUGCGAUAUACCCGGUUGCGCAACCUUGGUGGAGGAUAUAAUAAUGUAGUGAGCGUUCUGGACGUCAAUGAUACCACGGGUCGUAGUCUCCUUAGGCGAGCCGACCUUGUCUUUACUUGAGUAAUAUGUUUAGAUUGAAUAAACGAAAACAUUCCUUGAAUACAU